Molecule: messenger RNA, 1227 nt
Organism: Juglans regia (Persian walnut)
Lineage: Eukaryota; Viridiplantae; Streptophyta; Magnoliopsida; Fagales; Juglandaceae
Product: metalloendoproteinase 4-MMP
Exons: 1
Coding region: 13-1089 (358 amino acids)
Biological process (GO): proteolysis; collagen catabolic process; extracellular matrix organization
Cellular component (GO): extracellular matrix
Molecular function (GO): metalloendopeptidase activity; zinc ion binding
Source: RefSeq, a predicted model, not a curated record
CCCCAAGCUACAAUGUUUCUCUUAUUCGGUAAAUCUAGCAACUUUAUCUUGCUCUUCUUCAUCUUCCUAAUUGUCCGCUCGCCCCCAUGCAUUCUUGCCAGAAGAACGCCCGGAUUCAGGUGGAUCAAUUUCCCGGUAACUGCAAAAGGCUAUAAGGGCAAUCGGGACAACAUCGAAAGGUUCUUCAACGCGACUAUAGGCAGCCACAUCACUGGCAUAUCGGAAAUCAAAAAACACUUUCAUCGUUUUGGCUAUCUCACAUUGCAGAACGACACAUUCACCGACACGUUCGACGCUCGGUUCGAAUCGGCUAUUACACGCUACCAAGAGAAACUCGGCCUACCCACUACGGGUAAGCUUGAUUACCCUACAGUUUCUCAAAUUACCGAGCCAAGGUGUGGCGUGCCCGACACAGUCCAUAGGUUGCAUGCAACCCGACAUUACGAAUAUUUUCCGGGGAAACCUCGAUGGUCACGGCGCAUGCCAAUGAGGCUCACUUACGCAUUCUCGCCGGAGAAUUCGAUAAACCACUUGAGCUUAUCAGACAUAAGGGUCGUUUUCAAACGCGCAUUUGCGAAGUGGGCAUCGGUUAUACCAGUGAGUUUCUUGGAGACCGAGGACUAUGGCUUCGCAGAUAUAAAAAUUGGGUUUUACAGCGGCGACCACGGAGACGGAGAGCCAUUCGAUGGGGUUCUGGGAGUUCUGGCCCACUCAUUCUCGCCUGAGAGCGGGAGACUCCAUCUCGAUGCGGCGGAGACCUGGACCGUUGAUUUUGAGACGGAGAAAUCACCGGUGGCCGUUGAUUUGGAAUCUGUAGCGACCCAUGAGAUCGGGCAUUUGCUAGGUUUAGCCCACAGCUCGGUGAAGGAGACUGUUAUGUACCCUAGCUUGAAGCCUAGGGAUAAGAAGUUGGAUUUGACAGCGGACGAUGUGGAAGGAGUGCAAGCUCUGUAUGGAUCAAACCCUAACUUUAGGACUGGGUCUUUGUUAGAGUCUGAUAUUUCCACAAAUCAGGGUGUUGAUUACAGAGCUGGCACAUCUACGUGGGCAAUAUCAGUGCUGGUUUUGAUUCUUUGUUUGUACGUAUGAUUUUCAAUGAAUAUUUCUUUGUUUUUUGGUUUUUGGGUUGUGGAGGAACAAUCAUGUUUCCUAGAGUACAGGAUAAGGAGGCCGGUCGUUGGACGCCCUUAGAUAGGAUUUGACCGUGGUAGCUUUGAAAUUUGAACU